Molecule: messenger RNA, 881 nt
Organism: Tilletiopsis washingtonensis
Lineage: Eukaryota; Fungi; Basidiomycota; Exobasidiomycetes; Entylomatales
Product: alpha/beta-hydrolase
Exons: 3
Coding region: 29-838 (269 amino acids)
Source: RefSeq, a predicted model, not a curated record
ACCACAUCAAGCCAGACUGUCGCCGAGCAUGCAGGCUCCCGACUGGGACGACCCUCUGCCGCACGCACUGCAGCCAGCGCUGGCGUACCUCUCGCGCCCGACGCCUCGGACCCGCGCCGCCGUGGUGCUGCUGCACGGCCGCGGCGACAACGCGGCCGACUUUGCCGACGCCUUCCUGCCCGCGCUGCACCGCUGCUUCGGCGGCGCCGAGGAGCGCCUCGAGGAGGGCGACGAGGCAAGCUCAGACGUGGCUGUGAUCAGCCUCGCGGCCGCAGAUGGCAUCUGGUAUCCCGAGAGCCACAGCGUGACCAAACCUGAGCAGCUCGAGUACAACGGACCAUACGUGUACUCGUCGUUGCUGUGCCUGCAAAAGACGCUGGGCGAGCUGGCCGAGUGCGGCGUGCCGCCGACGCGCGUUGUCGUCGUCGGCUUCAGCCAAGGCGCCAACCUCGCCAACACGUACAUGCUCUGCGCCCUGCGCGAGCCCGACAACACCGAGGUGCUGCGGCCGGCCUACGUGCUCGCACUCGCAGGCACGCGUCUGGCCUCUCUGCCGCCCUUUCCUCGGCGCGCCGGCACCUUCACGGCCGAGGAAGCCCAGCGCAGCGCACCGCCAAGCAGCGCCGUGCCCGACGCGGAGCAUACCUUUGUGCGCCUGAUUUGCGGCGAGGGCGACCGGUACUUCAGGCCCGCCGAGAUCCACGCCGUCGCCGGCGAGCUGGCGCAGGCGGGCGUGCGCGUCAGCGUCGCCCUCGAGCCGGGCGUCGGCCACAUCGUCACGCCGCGCAUGGUGGCCGCCGUCAUUGAGGCGGCGCAGGAGCUGUGCGCCCAGCCGUGAGCCGCACACCACCACAGCGGGAUUGACAUGCGGCGUUUUUCAU